Soboliphyme baturini is the source of this 630-nucleotide messenger RNA. Lineage: Eukaryota; Metazoa; Nematoda; Enoplea; Dioctophymatida; Soboliphymatidae. The record is from the annotation of a GenBank genome assembly.
AUGCGGAAGUCACAGCUGCGUCGCCUGUUCUGCGAUCGUUUGCUGUGCACGUCUUCCAUAUUAUUCCGACGACCGGAUGUGGCGAGUCAAGACCCGAUCCAGCGGAUUUUCAUCGAAAAGCUGCGGGAAUUCAUGACCAAGCAGGAACAGACGGGUGCCGGUCGUUUUGUCGACCCGCAGCCGCAGUUUCUGAACGAGUAUAACGAGGCGUUACAGCGAAUCCAGCGCAUUCACGCAAUCACCGAGGAGGUCACCACCUUCCCGAAGAUGAGUUUUGCUGAACCGAUGGUGAACAUCAUUAGAGUCGAGGAAGAAAAACCGUUGGAAGAUAUGGACAAGCAGAUUGAAAAGGAGGAGAAGACUAUCGCCAGCUCCUACUUCCCGCUGCAAGUCGUCAAGAUGGAGACCAAAGGCUACGCUCUUGAGGCGCUGACCAUGGAUGGAAGUUACCAGGAACCGGACGUGAAGUCGGUGGUCAACGACCCGAUGUUGUUGUCGACGGUCGACGAUGAAAUCAUGGGCGCUGAUGACUUCAUAAUCAAGUUUCAACACUUGGACACACGCCCGAAAAUACCUGAUCAGAAGCUAAUCGAAACGCCGCAGUCGAAAGAUUUCGAGCUGAACUUCUAG